AUGAUGUUGUUUCUCUCUUUUUUCAGGAAUUCCAACAGCAAAAACGACCGGAGGAACCGCACGUUCAAGGAGGCCGAGCGCAUUGCUUUCAUUAACAUCCUUUUGGUUUUCUAGGCGGUCAGUGCAUUAGCUGGAGUUCAGGACCAGCUCAUUGAGAAGCGAGAGCCAGGCAGUGGCACAGAAAGUGACACUUCUCCAGACUUUCACAAUCAGGAGAAUGAACCCAACCAGGAGGAUGCUGAAGAGCUGGAUGGGUCUGUGCAGGGGGUGAAACCUCAGAAAGCUGCUUCCUCUACUUCUUCUGGGAGCCACCACAGCAGCCACAAAAAACGGAAGAACAAAAAUCGACACAGCCCGUCUGGCAUGUUUGAUUAUGACUUUGAGAUUGAUCUCAAGUUAAACAAAAAGCCAAGAGCCGACUACUAG
Antrostomus carolinensis (chuck-will's-widow) is the source of this 426-nucleotide messenger RNA. It is a transcript of the gene MEAF6, whose product is annotated as MYST/Esa1 associated factor 6. Gene Ontology annotation, cellular component: histone acetyltransferase complex. Lineage: Eukaryota; Metazoa; Chordata; Aves; Caprimulgiformes; Caprimulgidae. The transcript is spliced from 6 exons. The record is from RefSeq and is a predicted model, not a curated record.